Molecule: messenger RNA, 1533 nt
Organism: Plasmodium knowlesi strain H
Lineage: Eukaryota; Apicomplexa; Aconoidasida; Haemosporida; Plasmodiidae
Product: inosine-5'-monophosphate dehydrogenase, putative
Exons: 1
Coding region: 1-1533 (510 amino acids)
Biological process (GO): GTP biosynthetic process
Cellular component (GO): cytoplasm
Molecular function (GO): IMP dehydrogenase activity
Source: RefSeq, a predicted model, not a curated record
AUGGCGAACGGAUGGCCCGCGGAAAAGGUUUUUGGGGAUGUUAUGUCCUACACGUAUGACGACAUCAUCUGCCUCCCCGGCUACAUCAACUUCCCGAUGAGCGAAAUCGAUCUGAGCAACAAUUUAACUCCGAACAUAUGUUUGAAGACACCCAUCAUAUCCUCCCCCAUGGAUACAGUGACGGAGCACAAAAUGUCGAUUUCUUUAGCUCUUUGUGGAGGACUAGGUAUCAUCCACAAUAAUAUGAGUAUAGAAAAUCAAAUUGAAGAAGUUAAGAAGGUGAAGCGAUUCGAAAACGGAUUCAUAUUCGAUCCGUAUACAUUUUCUCCAGAACACACAGUGGCAGAUGUAAUCGCAACCAAGAAUAAAGUAGGCUAUAAAUCCUACCCCAUAACAGUAGAUGGAAAGGUGGGUUCAAAAUUAGUUGGAAUCAUUACAGGGGUAGACUAUCUCUAUCUCACAGAUAAAACGAGAAAAAUAAAAGAUAUCAUGACAACAGAUGUCGUUACAGGAAAGUACCCUAUCAACUUAUCUGAUGCAAAUAAAGUUCUCUGUGAAGAAAAAAAAAGUGUCCUGCCAAUUGUCAAUAAUAAUUAUGAAUUAAUAGCUCUUGUGUGUAGAAACGAUAUGCACAAAAAUAAAAUUUUCCCACAUGCCUCUAAAAGCCAAAAUAAACAACUAAUAGUGGGAGCUUCUAUCUCGACCAGAGAACAUGAUUUAGAGAGAGCCGAUCAGCUCAUAAAAAAUAUGAUAGACAUUAUUUGUAUCGACUCUUCUCAAGGGAAUAGCAUAUAUCAGAUUGAUACCAUUAAAAAGAUUAAAGGAGCUCACCCACAUAUCCCUAUUAUUGCAGGAAAUGUUGUUACUUGUGAUCAAGCAAAAAAUUUAAUAGAUGCAGGUGCUGAUGUCUUGCGAAUUGGUAUGGGUAGCGGUUCUAUCUGUACAACUCAGGAUGUAUGUGCCAUUGGAAGAGCUCAAGGAACAGCUGUGUACCAUGUAAGUAAUUAUGCCCACACCAGAAAUAUUAAAACAAUUGCUGAUGGAGGAAUUAAAAAUUCAGGCAAUAUCGUCAAGGCCUUGUCUAUCGGUGCAGACUUCGUAAUGAUGGGUAACCUCUUAGCUGCAACAGAAGAAAGUUGUAGUGAUUAUUAUUUUGAGAAUAAUGUUCGUCUGAAAAUAUAUAGAGGAAUGGGUAGCAUGGAGGCUAUGUACAACAAAGGGUUUAACUCGAAAAGUAGGUACCUCGUGGAAGAACGAAAAAAUGAUAAUUUAUGCGACCAGAAUGAAGAAAUAAAAGUAUCUCAAGGGGUAUCAGCUAGCUUAGUAGACAAAGGAUCUGUUUUGAAUUUGAUUCCUCAUCUUGUUAAGGCUGUUAAACAUGGAUUCCAAAGCAUGGGUAUUAAGAGCAUACCUGAAUUACACUCUAAAUUGUACUCUGGGGAUCUCAAGUUCGACGUGCGCUCCUUCAAUACCAUCAAGGAAGGACGCAUAAGCGACAACCUUAUAUUCACCAAUAAGAAGUUCACGCCCUGA